Molecule: messenger RNA, 758 nt
Organism: Cucurbitaria berberidis CBS 394.84
Lineage: Eukaryota; Fungi; Ascomycota; Dothideomycetes; Pleosporales; Cucurbitariaceae
Exons: 1
Coding region: 440-658 (72 amino acids)
Source: RefSeq, a predicted model, not a curated record
AUUUGGUCCCAAAGCCUGCCGCUAUUGAGAUAUUAAUAAUGAGCCACACUGGUUCGGACAUUUUAGUAUGCUGAAGUUACACCAAGCUCUGUCCCGACCGCGUGGGCCCUGUGCGAGUCUCAUAGUCGCUUCAUGAUCAUUUGACAGAUCAUUGGAACGCCGUCCGCCGCGUCCAUCGCUGUGGUGUUUGCUUCCUAUGUUAGAAGUUUUCACGUAUAUUGCUGUGGCACCAUGAUCAGCCCGGCAUAACGUGUCUUUUGAAGUCCCAAUAAUGUUGUAAAGGGGUAAGUUCGCAGAUCGCUGACGAUUUGCCUUCCUCUUUUGUCGAUGUGGGAAAUACACGAGCCUUACUGAUGCUCCAUGCGUUGGGCUGCGGCAUCUUGUGCGACACUUCUGUUAGCUUCCCUACCUGCAAGCUAAUCAGUUGAUCUCACGAGGCAUGAAGAAUUCGUCAGGAGGCUUGUUGCAGCAUCUUAGCUUCCUGCUCUGCGGUGAAACCCCCGGCCGUGGUACGACUAAUAUUCCAAGUUCAAAGAAAUUCCAUUACUGGCAGUACACCAUCAUCAUCUGCAGCAAGCAAGCACAUUUCACAAAGUCUUUGUUAAAUCAUAGCCUGGCAUACGGCGGUCAAAAUUCGGAAUUACUAUUAGGCAGGUGAGUGGUAAGGCGCGGAGAUUUGCGUUUGCUUCACGAUUCCAUUCCCACAACACUCCGUCGGGUCGUUACAUCGCGAGGCACAGACAGCAGGUAGGUACCCG